Elaeis guineensis (African oil palm) is the source of this 2984-nucleotide messenger RNA. RefSeq lists its product as uncharacterized. Lineage: Eukaryota; Viridiplantae; Streptophyta; Magnoliopsida; Arecales; Arecaceae. Gene Ontology annotation, molecular function: calcium ion binding. The record is from RefSeq and is a predicted model, not a curated record. Gene Ontology annotation, biological process: transmembrane transport.
UUUUGCCACACCCCACUCACCUGACUUGCCUGUAUCGAUACCCGCAGGACCUCUCAUUCUCUCUCCUCUCCUCUCCGUCGCCUGCUCUGCUUCGAGAUCGCUUUAGGGUUUCCAUUCCGCCAGUCGGACCUCCGGCGAGUUAUGUGAUCGCAUCCCGCCCUCGAGCUGCCGGUUUCCGAUCGUCUAUAGGGUUCGCGCGAUGAUUUCUGGCCACGAUCCGGUGGAAACCAUCCUCCACGCCGUCCGAGAUGCCUUCUCCCCUCUCGAAUCCGGGUUAUUGCGCGCCGCCAAGGAUCUCGAGUCCCAUUGGCUGAAUUCAAGAAGAAACGAGGCCAAGAACGGCGAGUUGUUGGAUGUUUUUCAUGGAUCCGUGAAGCAGCAGCCGGGCCGUGAUGCGGUGGUCGCCGUCGCUGUGGUGGAUGAGAGGAAGAAAGGCUCCGCCUCCAUCAAGAUCCCUAUCAAGUCUUUUUGCGGAGCGCUCUUCCCUAAUUCUUCCGGUGGGAAUGCCGGUGCUGGCGCCCGGAAGGGCGACGCCUCUGAGAAAGAGGCAAGCGAAGGAGACAGGGAUGGAUCGUGUGUCAAUUGCUUGCAUUUUGCGGCGACCUGGUCUCUCUUGCUCAACAGUUUCUUGCAGGUCUUCCCGAGCCCUUUCAAAUCCGCCAAGAAGUGUUUCGGGAAGCAGUGCGGCCAAGAAGAUGACCCCUUUGCCGAUGCGAUGCAUGUUAAGCAUAGAAGGAGAGGACCACAGAAGAUUGUUUUCUGGGGUAAGUCUGAGCGUCCGGCUUCGGAGGAUAGAGAUAUGUUAUCGCUUGAGUUGCUUCUCUCCUUUGCAUUCGAUAGCUUGGUUCAAAAUCUCCACAUGUUUGAUCUGCAUUUCCCUGAUAAAAGCUCGAAGAUCUGCGAACAUCCACCUCCUCAGUUCGAUCAUAUGAAUGUAAUCAAGGGUCUAAUCGAUGGGAAGAAAGCUGAUUUUGAUGGGUUCCUCUCAAGUAUGAGGUUUGCAAGGGUAGGAGGGGCACCGGGGAGUUUGGCAGGGGCCACGCCUUCAGGAAAGGAAGAGGGCGAGGGUCGCGCCUCCAAUGGUGACAGGGAAGAAACUGAGAGUAGUUCGCCACAGAAUUUCGCGAGUGGAUUGCUCAACAUUCCAUUAUCAAAUGUCGAGCGCCUCAAGUCAACGCUAUCGACUGUUUCCUUGACUGAGUUGAUCGAGUUCUUUCCUCAGUUGGGGAAGUCGUCGUCAUCAGAUCAUCCUGACAAGAAGAAACUAUUCUCAGUUCAGGAUUUCUUCCGAUACACUGAAGCUGAAGGAAGGCACUUUUUUGAGGAGUUGGAUAGAGAUGGUGAUGGUCAAGUAACUCUUGAGGACCUUGAAAUUGCAAUGAGAAAGAGAAGGCUGCCAAGAAGAUAUGCUAGGGAUUUUCUGCGCCGUACUAGAAGCAACAUAUUUUCAAAGUCAAUUGGGUGGAAACAGUUUUUGUCCUUGAUGGAGCAGAAGGAGCCGACCAUGCUUAGAGCUUACACAACCCUCUGUCUAAGCAAGUCUGGAACACUUCAAAAAAAUCAAAUCUUGACUUCACUCAAAAGUGCAGGCCUUCCCGCUAACGAAGAUAAUGCUGUUGCUAUGUUGCGUUAUCUGAAUGCAGAUACUGAAGGAUCCAUUUCAUACAGUCAUUUCCGUAAUUUUAUGCUGCUGCUUCCAUCAGAGAGACUUGAAGAUGAUCCUCGGAGUAUCUGGUUUGAAGCUGCUACACUUGUAGCUGUUCCUCCACCUGUGGAAAUAUCUACUGAAAAUGUUCUAAAGUCUGCUUUGGCAGGAGGUCUUGCUUGUGCACUUUCUACUUCUGUGAUGCAUCCCAUCGAUACAAUGAAGACACGUGUACAAGCAUCAACUCUUUCUUUCCCAGAACUUAUAUCAAAGCUCCCUCAAAUUGGGCUUCGGGGAUUAUAUAGAGGUUCCAUCCCUGCUAUUCUUGGGCAGUUUUCAAGCCAUGGGUUGAGGACUGGUAUUUUCGAGGCGAGCAAGCUAGUAUUAAUAAAUGUUGCCCCAACACUUCCAGAUAUUCAGGUGCAAUCCUUGGCAUCCUUCUGCAGCACAAUCCUGGGAACGGCUGUUCGAAUUCCUUGUGAGGUUUUAAAGCAACGGCUGCAGGCAGGCAUCUUUGACAAUGUAGGAGAAGCACUUGUGGGUACCAUGCGCCAAGAUGGUCUUAAAGGUUUCUUUCGAGGCACUGGUGCAACACUUUGCCGUGAGGUCCCAUUCUAUGUCGCAGGGAUGGGUCUCUAUGCGGAAGCUAAAAAGGCUGCACAGAAUCUUCUAAACCGAGACUUGGAACCUUGGGAGACUGUCGUCGUGGGGGCUUUAUCUGGUGGGCUUGCUGCUGUCAUUACAACUCCUUUUGAUGUGAUGAAAACAAGGAUGAUGACUGCUCCUCAGGGCCGGCCAGUCUCGAUGCAAAUGGUGGCCUUCUCCAUUCUUCGUAAAGAGGGUCCCAUUGGGCUAUUUAAGGGAGCUGUGCCUAGGUUCUUCUGGAUUGCACCUCUUGGUGCAAUGAAUUUUGCUGGCUACGAGCUAGCAAAGAAGGCAAUGGACAAAAGUGAGCAUAUGGCUGGUGAGCAGUUGCAUGAGAAACGGAUGGCUGGUUCUGGUUGAGCCGUCUACUGAUUUCUUCCUUUACGGGAAGACAGGAAUAGGCCUACUCUUGUUGAUGCGCUAGUUGUUACAGAAAUUUGGUUACUUCUGUGGUACUGUGGCAGAGAGCCAUUAAUUUUGUACCGUGAGUCUUUUUGUUUUUAUUUUUUUAGGUAGAAAGCCACAUCAGCUAUUGAAGGAUGAUUGGCUGGUUAGACAGUUUUUGCGUUUUUUUUGUUUCCCCUGAAAAACGUUUCUUUUAUGUAUAUACUUUAUAGUUGUUACCUGUGCAGUUGGGCUCCUUUCUAAGAUGAUCUAUAAAAUCAUUUAUGGAGGCGGUUAUUUCUGGGUUCCA